GAAUGUGCAUGUGUAAAUCUGGAUGGAACGGGUCUAAUUGUCAGGAUGAUAUCAAUGAAUGUGACAUAGACGAUAUUUGCCCGGAUAAUUCUUCAUGUGAAAACAAAUUGGGAAGCUUUGAAUGCAAAUGCAACCUCGGUUAUUCAGAAAAUGAAACUGGCAACUGUGAAAUGUGUGAUAGCAGACAUUACGGCGACAAUUGCAGCAAGGACUGUUCAUGUAGUUUUGAAAAUACCAAUCAUUGUAAUCAUAUCACUGGCUUUUGCAAUUGUCUUCAAGGAUGGAAAGGUGAUAACUGUUCAGUCGACAUUAACGAAUGCGAAAGUAACGAGGAUGUUUGUAAGGAAAAGGUCAAUUCUACCUGCAGCAACACCAUCGGAUCGUAUGAUUGCAAUUGUAUUCCUGGAUUCAAAGAAGAAGAAAAACUUGUGUGAAGAAUGUUUCGGAAGUACAUAUGGUGAAAAUUGCUCGGAAUCUUGCAACUGCAACGCGACCAAUACAGUCAAUGAAAACCAAACAUGUGACAAAGUAACAGGAAGUUGUAAGUGCAAAGAAGGUUGGAAUGGAGACACGUGCAAUGAUGAUGUCAACGAAUGCCAAAAUAAAACAGUGUGUAUCACGACGAACAACACAACAUGUGUUAACACCAUUGGAUCGUUUCUGUGUGACUGCGUGAGAGGAUUUAUAAAGGAUACAGGCGGAAUCUGUGUUGAAGAUGUUCGAGUAACAACUCAAAAACCUGGUAUAUCGUUUGAUCAUACUAUUACGGUUGAUACUGAUUUGCCUUCUGGAACUAAUCUUGAUUCCGCAAACACUUUCAACAGACUGCAACAGGAACUGAAACUGAGCCUACUGGAAUAUUUCAACAGAUAUAUCUCUGCAAUAAUAGACCUUAUUAUCAAUGAUAUACGGUCAGGAAGCAUCAAAGUCGAUUACACUAUUGUGUAUGGUGAGAAAGCGGAAGACGUUGCCUCGAAACUAACGAAAGCGGUUUUGGAUUUGGAACAAGGUGCUGAAAUAUCGUUGUAUGGUGAGAAUGUCACUGCUUCUUCAGAUGUGUAUAAAGAAAUGAAACCGUGCGAAGUUUACAACUUGACAGCUGGAGGUUGUGAUGAGGGUUACCAAUGCAACGCUGAAAAUGGCACUCCUACCUGCAGACCUAUAGAAGAUGAAAGUGAGGUGAACUGGUCAUUGGUCAUUGGACUGUCGGCGGUGGGACUGUUUCUUGUAAUAAUAGUGGCUGUUACUGUCGUUUUCUUGCGACACCUCUCUAGAAGACAGAAAAUAAGGAAACAUAGAACCCCGAGAGUAAGAACUGGCAUGUUCGGUCACAGUCCAUAUGAAAUUGGUCCUGAUGCCCACAAAGUACGAGGGUGGCAAAGAGGUAACUCUGCAGACACUGAAAGUAGGAUUCCAAGCCGGAGAAAUAAAUUAUCUGGGACAUCAAGCUUUUCCUCACACGGAAAUAAUCCUGCUUAUAGCCAACCGUUCCACAUUCCUUGAGCUAGACAAUCUGACUACAACUAUUAAGACUGGUUUUAGACUACCGAUCUUCAGGAGAAAUGGACCUACUCGACAUAUUCUAAUAAAACUUUUGGAUGAAAUCGAUACUUGAUGUCUAACUCUAUCUCAUUAACAAUAAGAACACAACCGUGAAUGUUACUGACAUCAAUAUAUAUCAUAAAUAUAAAUUCUAUAUAUAAUAGACAGUUCUAAUGUUUCUGCGUCAUGACUAUCAAAUUAAGUGGUCAAUGGUUUGGUAUCUGUUGGAUAAACAUCGUUCUGAUUGCAUGUUGUAUGAACAUUAUUCAGAUUGAGAAAUUUGCUUAUUUUCUGUUUAGUGGUUCUUAUCUGUUUAUGCUGCAAUGAAAUGUAUGAUAUAGUUUUAAAGAACACAUUACCCCGGAGUAUCUAACUGUAUGUAGUAUAUGUAAUAAGUAAUUAGUUAUAUGCUUCAGUUUUUCAUGUAUUUCACUAAGUUCAAUUGUUAUACUAAUUGCACUAAACUUUCAUGUCCUUUAAGAUCAUGAAGUACAUCAUUUUUUUAUAAUAAAAUACAGAUUAAACCUAUGCUAGGGCACAUGUUGCACUUUUCAUCAUACACGCUCAUGUAUAUAUUCAGUCGAACCAAGUCUGGUAUUAUGUUGCUUGGUUGCAUUCUUUGCUUCUAAAGGAUAUUUUCACAGAUUUUAUUACUAACUAAUCAUUAUAAUAAUUCAUUCUAACAUUAAAAACUACAUAUUUUCAUACUAAGUCUAAAUAUGUUAGAACUGAAAAAUGUUUAUCAUCGGCAUUUAGGAGGUAUUUGUGAUAAUUCCUGGGCAACGUGUCGCCCAAGUUUAUAUAGGAACUAAUAACAAUGAGUUAUAAUUUUACGUUGUCAAAGAAAAUGCCGACCUGCAGUGGCCUUAUGGAUAAGGCACUUCCUCUUAAUCGAAAGAUUGAAGUUUCGAUCCCUGUCGGCGGCAGGACUUAAAUUGUUGUAAAGGAAGGUCAGAUUUUUAGCCGCCAGCUAGAUUGGUUACCGACUAUCCACCUGCCUCUUGUCUGCCUUUAAAAAAUAGGAAUCUGGAAGUAAUGCUGUAUAAGAUAUGUAGCUGACUCAUUUACCAAUAGCUGGUUCUUUCAGUACUUGUGGCACCAUAAUAAACAGACACUUAACUUGAUUAUGAAACGAGUAAUAAACUGAAACAAUUGCACUUAAUAACAAUGCCUUCUUAUCAAUCCUUAAAACAUUUCUUAUUAAUAACAUGUUAAUUCUUUCUGUAGUUGAAUAAGGUUAUUGGGAAUUAAUAUAUUUUAAUUAGUAUCCUAGAAACGAAGCAGCCCUCAUAUAACAAGCGUGCAAUAUAUUAAUAUUUAUUGAAACGUCUGAUUUGAGCCGUUUAAUUAAGCUAAUGGAUUAUUAUUUAACAGUCAUUAAUUUGUUGAAAAAAUCAUGCUUGAUAACAAGUUAACAUUUUCGUAAACUUUACCACUUUAAAGCAUGUUUAUACAACUUUAAUAUGGUUAAAGCAUCACUGUUUUUCCUUUACUUUUUGUGAGCAAUGUUGAUGAUUUAUCAUUGAUAUAUUAUAUUUGUAAUAAAUUCGUAACAAUUGAUAUGCUAUAUUAUCUGCUAAAUAAAAUAAACGUGUAGCAAUAUUGA
Mercenaria mercenaria is the source of this 3148-nucleotide messenger RNA. Its product is annotated as multiple epidermal growth factor-like domains protein 10. Bases 151 to 1503 code for a protein of 450 amino acids. Gene Ontology annotation, molecular function: calcium ion binding. The transcript is spliced from 14 exons. NCBI's taxonomy places the organism in Eukaryota, Metazoa, Mollusca, Bivalvia, Venerida, Veneridae. The record is from RefSeq and is a predicted model, not a curated record.